UGAAAAUUUCGCCAACUGGAAAGAGAGGGAGCAGCAGAAUUAGUUCGCUAACUAGGAAAGAAAGAAAGAAAACAUCGCCAGGUAAAUCUUAAUGAAAUUAAAUAUGUCAAACAACCUCAAUGUUUAGAAUAACAUUGCAUUUUAUGUAUUUGAAAUCUGAUGUGAAACAGUAACUUUUGAAACGGAGUAGCUUCAAUCUGGCUAACUACUAGUAAUGUAACGUUAGCUAGCGAUGCAUGCCAUGGAUAGCUAACGUUAACAUAGCCUAGCUAACGUUAUCUAACAACAUUUCCGGAAAAGGGCUAGCUAACAUUAGCUAGCUAGUGCUACUACUAGCAACAUUUUUUUACCUGCUUUGCUAGCCCAAACACUAUUACUAAUUUACUGUACGUUACCAAUGUACAGAGUCAUAAUGGGAAGACCAAAGAGGACGACCAAACAACGUAAAAACCCCAAGUUGGACAAAUUGGAGGCAUUUCUCGAAGAUUUCGACAGUGAGGGUAUGGUUAACUGCUAGCCAUAAUAUGAACAGAAAACGUUUGUGAAUGUUCACUUUUGUCUAACCUUUCCAACCACACGUUGUCUUUGCAGUGAAAACCGUAGUUGAAAGGCUGAAGGAGAGGACAAACAGCCUCCUGAAAGAUGCAGACAACUUCUACAACAUGGCUGUGAUCAAGCUGCCAAAGGCAGUGAGACAGAUGAACUGGCUUGAGCAUUGUGGUAAAUUAGCUGGCUAGCUAAGUGAAGAAGCAUGCACCAGACUGUUCUCUCAUAGACUGUUCUCUCUGCUACCCGCACAGCAAGCGGUACCAGAGCACCAAGUCUAGGUCCAAAAGGCUCCUUAACAGCUUAUACACCAAGCCAUAAGACUGCUGAACAGUUAAUCAAAUGACUACCCGGACUAUUUACAUUGACCCCCCCCCCCCCCCCCCCCUUUGUUUUUACACUGCUGCUACUCGCUGUUUAUUAUCUAUGCGUAGUCACUUUACCCCUACCUACGUGUACAUAUUACCUCGACUAACCUGUAACCCGCACAUUGACUCUGUUCCUGUACCCCCUGUAUAUAGCCUCGUUAUUGUUAUUUUAUUGUGUUACUUUUCUAUAUAUUUUUUUACUUCGGUUUAUUUAGUUAAUAUUUUCUUAACUCUUAUUUUUCUUAACUACAUUGUUGGUUAAGGGCUACACCUGUUGUAUUCGGUGCAUGUGACAAAUAACAUUUGAUUUACUUUUGAUUUGAUGAAAGGUGGGUUAGAGAUAUGUUGUUUUAUCUGACAAACGGACACUUCUCCUUUAUCCCUUCAGGGUCAGAGAAACCAAAGUCACCCGUGUCACCAGUGGAGGAUGCCAAGGUGGGUUUUCUAAAUUAAAAUGGAAUAUUUAAUCAACUGUCGGUUUUUAAGUCUGGCCAUGGUUUUGACACCACAGGAAGUGCCACCCACCCACAUUCGCUCUUCACUCUUAUUUGUCUACUUCCAGAAAGUAGAAGAGGCUGCCCAAGUGGAGAGCAUUAUGGCUGAAGUCCAUACAAUUCCUCCCAAGACUGCUAAAAAAGGUAAGUCUCUUUGUUAUAUACCAGUUUAUGUGUCUCCUUUGAAUCCCACUGGAUGUUAGUUACUCUGCUCCCCUCUGCAGCAACGUCGAAAAGGGGUGGAGCCAGGACAAGUUCAGAGGAUGAGGAGAACAAUAUUACGGCCACAGGGAAAAAGGUUAGUGCUGUAUUUAUUGGCAAGGUUAGGGAGAAUUAUCGUGCAUUUAGUUUCAGAAAAUUCAAUGUAGUCCUCAAUAGCCUCCUUUCUUUUAGGCUUUUGCGUUUUAUUCCAAAUUAUAGCAAUAGGCCAAAUCAUUAUUAGUAGUAAGCCAUGUUUAGCUCAAGAUGAAGACUUGCACUGUUGCCUCAUGGCCCAUUUCUUCUCUAUUUCUCAGGGUAAAUCAACUAGGAAACCUCCAACGUCAAAGAGAGCCAAAGCACUGUCAGUCAGCAAGCAGAACACCUCCAUCAGAAAGUAAGACCCUUUCCUAAGCCGGAAUCUGCAGAUAAUUGUUAGUGUGUGUUUAUGGAUGUAUGCAAAUAACUUGCUGAUAUUAAUUUGCCACUUGUGUUCAGUUCCAGUAGGAAGCCACUGGUCACUCCUUCCAGGAACAUGUUGGACAGUUCCCUCAUGGGCCCUACCCCUCUCAUCACACCACGCUUCGACUCCAGGUAAAGUGGCAGUGGGUAAUGUUAAGAGGUUUUAAUAAGAUGAGUCAGAGUCUUGCUGCGGCUUGUCCAUGACGAGUUUUGCCUAAAGCUGGUUGUGGUUAGAGAACGGUCUAUCCAAUCUUUCCCCUAGUAACAUUUUCGAGUUGGGACACAAAGGCCCCCAAAGCAACAUUGGGUACCACUGUGCUAGUGGCCACUGCUUUACUUGUCAUCAUAUAUCCCAGGCUUCCCAAGACCCCAGCGGUGAGGAUACCCCGCCACAAGGAGAGGGUAUACAGCAUCUCGGUCAAUGGCUCCCCCAUCUCUGGAUGCAGUAAUGAUAUCGCCAUCAAUGUCCCUGUGGGGAACGGAGAGGUAAGCAGGCUACCAUCAGCCUUCCAUUUUUAGAUGUAUCCUUACUGAACAGUAUGUGCGACCAUCUGACUUGGAUAAAUACCCUCACUAACCCCUCUGACUGUUUGUCAUGUUACUUGUGUAAACAUUUUUCCAUGACAGAAUUUUAAAAAACUAUUUGGGGUGGACCAAUGUAGACAUUUUCAAAUAUAUGCUUAAGUUUUAUAUCAUGACAUUUCAACCUGAAAGCUUUUGGUCAUCAGCGCAAUGCUGAGUGAAUCCUAUUUGAGUCCGAAAAAGAAAGAAACCUUGCAGAGAACCUAUCCAACUGACAAUCUCUUAGGAAAAAAAUAAAUAAACUAUUGGAACCAAGAUAACUGAUAUUGGCACAAGAUGGAGACAGCCUAUAGGGAGGAGGUUGGAGACCUGGCAGUGUGGUGCCAGGACAACAACUUCUCCCACAACGUGAGCAAGACAAAGGAGCUGAUCGUGGACUACAGGAAAAGAAGGGCCGAUCACGCCCCUAUUCACAUCGACAGGGUUGUAUUGGAGCGGGUCAAGAGUUUCAAGUUCCUUGGUGUCCACAUCACCUACAAACUAUCAUGGUCCAAACACACCAAGUCCGUCAUGAAGAGGGCACGACAAUACCUUUUCCCCCUCAGGAGACUGAAAAGAUUUGGCAUGGGUCCCCAGAUCUUCAAAAAGUUCUACAGCUGCACCAUCGAGAGCAUCCUGACCGGUUGCAUCACCGCCUGGUAUGGCAACUGCUCGGCAUCCAACCGUAAGGCGCUACAGAGGGUAGUGCGUACGGCCCAGUACAUCACUGGGGCCAAGCUUCCUGCCAUCCAGGACCUAUAUACUAGGCUGUGUCAGAGGAAGGCCCAAAAUAUUGUCAAAGACUCCAGUCACCGAAGUCAUAGACUGUUCUCUCUGCUACCGCACGGCAAGCAGUACCAGAGCGCCAAGUCUAGGUCCAAAAGGGUCCUUAACAGCUUCUACCCCCAAGCUAUAAGACUUCUGAACAGUUAAUCAAAUGGCUACCCGGACUAUUUACAUUGAUCCCCCUUCCCCCUUUCUUUAUCUAUGCAUGGUCACUUUACCCCUACCUACAUGUACAAAUUACCUCGACUAACCUGUACCCCCGCACAUUGACUCAGUACCGGUACCUCCUGUAUAUAGCCUCGUUAUUUUAUUGUUACUUUUCUAUAUAUUUUUCAGCACAUGUGACAAAUACAAUGAUUUGUUGGACCAUAACAAACAAAAUUACAGUUAACGGAAAUGUAAGCUUAAUCCAGUAUCAACUAAUGUAUAGCAUUUAUUAUACAAGAGACAAUUCACAAGUUCUACAGCACAAUGUCAGAGUCUUAAGUGUAAAACUAACAAUAAUUCAUGCCUACUGGGAGUGUUAUGAAGUUCAAAGGUUAUGGGCAGAGUUGGAAAGCUGGCUGUCGGAAGAUUUACAAUGCAACUUAUGUUACUUUUUAAUCCGUCUAUCUGCAUAUUUCAAGACAUGACAUAUGGGGGUGUGGUGAGAUGCCCAAUGUGUUGGACAAUAUUAUUUUCGUCACUUAUAUUGAAGAAGCUAUUACUUAAAUACUGGAAGUCAAAUGAUACUCCAACGUUAAGAGAAAAUUGUAUUAUUUUUUUUUUUUACAUUGAACUUUUAUUUAACUAGGCAAGUCAAUGAAGAACAAAUUAUUAUUUGCAAAUACUGCCUACCAAGAGGCAAAAGGCCUCCUGCGGGGACGGGGGAUUAAAGAUGUAGGACGAGACACAUCACGACAAGAGAGACCUAAGACGACAACACAGCAUGGUAGCAACCCAUUUACAUUUUAGUCAUUUAGCAGACGCUCUUAUCCAGAGCGACUUACAGUUAGUGAGUGCAUACAUUUUUCAUACUGGCCCCCUGUGGGAAUCGAACCCACAACCCUGGCGUUGCAAGCGCCAUGCUCUACCAACUGAGCUACAGAAGGCCCUAUGACAAGUGCUCAUUGUGCAAAUGAAGUUUGUUUUCAAUCAAUAUUGGGAGACUAAAUAUAGUUUCAAUGUUGUCAACAAUCUAGGGCAACCCCAUAGUUGCGUAUGCGUCGGUUUUGUUGCUAAACAACCAAGCCGUCUAUUCACUAUAUAAUGCAUUACUUUUGGGCCCUGGUCAAAAGUAGUGCACUACAUAGGGAAUAGGGUGACAUUUCAGAGGUGCCCCACACCUUAUUAGACUGCAUCCACCCACCCAGACAAUUGUACUGUACUACAUGUUAGUGUAACUCCGGGUCGCGUGUCAAGUCCAUUGCAAUUCAGGAAGCUUGAGAAUUGUGAAAAAUCUUUACUGAAAAUAAAUUAAGAAGAUAACACAGCAUGGCAGCAACACAACAUGACAACAACACGGUAGUAACACAACAUGGCAGCAACACAUGACAACAACACGGUAGUAACACAGCAUGGCAGCAACACAACAUGACAACAACACGGUAGUAACACAACAUGGCAGCAGUACAAACAUUGUUAGGCACAGAACACAGCACAAAGGGCAACAAGGUAGAGACAAUGCGUCAUGCGAAGCAGCCACAAGUGUCAGUAAGAUGGCGCUGACAGACACGUCAGCUCUGCUUCUAGCUCCUAAGCAACUUUGCAGUAUUUCGUUUUUUGUGUGUGUUAUUUCUUACAUUAUUAGCCCAGAAUAGUUUUUGGUGCUAUUACAUACAGCCGGAAAUAACUUUUGGAUAUCAGAGCGGCGGUAACUCACCAGCAUUACAACCAGGAAUAUGACUUUACAGAAUUGGAUCCUUUGUUCGUACCCCCCAGGGCAAUUGAGGCUGCUCCAAGACGCCGCCAGCGGAGAAGAGGUAUUCGGAGUGGACUUGUAGUCCAACUCUGGAGGCGUGCACACCAUCCACCGCUUUCGAGUAUAUUACUUACUAAUGUUCAGUCUCUGGACAAUAAAGUAGACAAGCUCAGGGCGAAGAUCUGUGUCCAGAGACACAUCAGGGACUGUAACAUACUCUGUUUCACGGAAUCAUGGCUCUCUCAGGAUAUACUAUCCCCGUCCAUACAGCCAGCUGGAUUCUCAGUACAUCGCGCAGACAGGAAUAAUGAACUCUCCGGGAAGAAGAAAGGCAGUAGUGUAUGUUUCAUGAUUAACUACUCAUGGUGUGAUUGUGAUAACAAACAGGAACUCAUGUCCUUUUGUUCACCUGACCUAGAAUACCUCACAAUCAAAUGCCGACCGUAUUACCUCCCAAGAGAAUUCUCUUCGGUUAUAGUCACAGCCGUGUAUAUUCCCCCUCAAGCCGAUACCACGACGGCCCUCGAACUACACUGGACUUUAUGCAAACUGGAAACCACAUAUCCUGAUGCCGCAUUUAUUGUAGCUGGGGAUUUUAACAAAGCAAAUUUGAGGAAAAUGCUACCGAAGUUCUAUCAACACAUUGACUGUAGUAUUUGCUCUGUAAAAACACUUGACCACUGCUACUCCCCCUUUUGAGAUGCCUACAAGGCCCUCCCAUCGGCAAAUCAGAUCACGACUCCAUUUUGCUCCUCCCUUCCUAUAGUCAGAAAUCUCAAACAGGAAGUACCCGAGUUAAGGUCUAUUCAACGCUGGUCUGACCAAUCGGAAUCCAUGCUUCAAGAUUGCUUUGAUCACGCGGACUGAGAUAUGUUCCGGGUAGCCUCUGAGAAUAACAUUGACGUAUACAUUGACUAAAACACGGACACGGUGACUGAGUUCAUCAGGAAGUGUAUAGGGGAUGUUGUUCCCACUGACUAUUAAAACCCGAACCAAUCUCUCCCUAUCCCAGUCUGCUGUCCACACUUGCUUCAAGAAGUCAACCAUUGUUCCUGUACCCAAGAAAGUAAAGGUAACUGAACUAAAUGACUAUCGCCCCAUAGCGCUCGCUUCUGUCAGCAUGAAGUGCUUUGAGAGGCUAGUUAAGGAUCAUAUCACCUCUACCUUACCUGACACCCUAGACCCACUUCAAUUUGCUUACCGCCCCAAUAGAUCCACAGACGAUACAAUCACCAUCACACUGCCCUAUCCCAUCUGGACAAGAGGAAUACCUACGUACGAAUGUUGUUCAUUGACUAUACCUCAGCCUUCAACACCAUAACGUCAACAAAAUGAAGGAGCUGAUCGUGGACUUCAGGAAACAGCAGAUGGAGCACACAUCACUGACAAUCUGAAAUGGUCCACCCGCACCGACAGUGUGGGGAAGAAGGCACAACUGCGCCGCCUCAACCUCAGGAGGCUGAAGAAAUUUGGCUUGGCCCCUAAGAUCCUCACAAACUUUUACAGAUGCAUAAUUGAGAGCAUCCUGUCGGGCUGUAUCACCGCCUGGUACGGCAACUGCACCGCACGCAACCGCAGGGCUCUCCAGAGGGUGGUGCAGUCUGCCGAACGCAUCACCGGGGGCACACUGCCUGCCCUCCAGGACACCUACAGCACCCGAUGUCACAGGAAGGCCAAAAAGAUCAUCAAGGACAUCAACCACCCGAGCCACGGCCUGUUCACCCCGCUGUCAUCCAGAAGGCGAGGUCAGUACAGGUGCAUCAAAGCUGGGACCGAGAGACUGAAAAACAGCUUCUAUCUCAAGGCCAUCAGACUGUUAAAUAGCCAUCACUAGCUGGCUACCACCCUGUUACUCAACCCCACACCUUAGAGGUUGCUGCCCUAUAUACAUAGGCAUGGAAUCACUGGCCACUUUAAUAAUGGAACACUAUUCACUUUUAAUAAUGUUUACAUACUGCUUUACUCAUCUCAUAUGUAUAUACUGUAUUAUAUUCUACUGUAUUUUAGUCAAUGGCACUCCGACAUUGCUCGUCCUAAUAUUUAUAUAUUUCUUAGUUCCAUUCUUAAACUAUUAGAUUUGUGUGAAUUGUUAGAUACUACUGCACUGUUGGAGCUAGGAACACAAGCACUUCGCUACACCCGCAAUAACAUCUGCUAAACUUGUGUAUGUGACCAAUAACAUUUGAUUUGAAGAGUGUCCAUGAUUGAGUCUUUGAUUGUAGAGAUGGAGAUAAAACUGUCGAGUGAGUUUUUUUGCAGCUCGUUCCAGUCGCUAGCUGCAGCGAACUGAAAAGAGGAGCGACCCAGGGAUGUGUGUUCUUUGGGGACCUUGAACAGAAUGUGACUGGCAGAAUGGGUGUUGUAUGUGGAAGAUGAGGCUUGCAAUAGGUAUCUCAGAUAAGGGGGAGUGAGGCCUAAGAGGGUUUUAUAAAUAAGCAUCAGACCAUUGGGUCUUGCGUCGGCUAUACAGAGCUGGACAGUUUACAGAGAGUAUAGCGUGUAGUGAUGUGUUCUAUAAAGAGCAUUGGUGGGAAAUCUGAUGGCUGAAUGGUUAAGAACAUCUAGCCCCCUUACCUGCCGAUUUAUAAAUUACGUCUCCGUAAUCUAGCAUGGGCAGGAUAGUCAUCUGAAUCAGGGUUAGUUUGUAGCGUGGGUGAAAGAGGAGCGAUUACGAGGUAAAGGGCAGAGAAAGCUUGUUGGACACUAAGAAUGCUUUGAUGUAGAGUGUUUAACACAAAAUCCGGGGAGGGGCCAGCUGAGUAUAAGACCGUCAUCUGCAUAUAAAUGGAUGAGCGAGCUUCCUACUGCCUGAGCUAUGUUGAUGAUGAUAAAUUGAGAAGAGCGAGGGGCCUAGGAUCGAGCCUUGGGUUACUCCCUUGGUGACAGGCAGUGGCUUAGACAGCAGAUGUUGACUUUACACACUGCGCUUUUUGAGACGGGUAGUUAGCAAACAGGCCAAAGACCCCCUCAGAGACACCAAUACUCCUUAGCCGACCCACAAGAAUGGAAUGGUUUACUGUAUCAAAAGCUUUGGCCAAGUCAAUAAAAAUUGCAGCACAUCAUUGCUUAGAAUCAAGGGCAAUGGUGACAUCAUUUAGGACCUUUAAGGUUGCAGUGACGCAUCCAUAACCUGAGUGGAAACCAGAUUGCAUACCAGAGAAUACUAUAGACCUCAAGAAAGCCAGUCAGUUGAUUAUUGACCAGUUUAUCCUACACUUUUGAUAAACAAGGCAAGAUCAAAAUUGGCCUAUAACAGUUAGGAUCAGCUCGCUCUCCCUCUUUUAAAUAAAGGAUGCACUGUGGCUGCCUUCCAAGCACUGGGAACCUCUCCAGAGAGGAUAGACAGGCCCGGCGAUGAUAGGGGCUGCAACCUUAUAAAAUAAAGGAUCAAUGCUUUAUUAACCUCAUAGAAUCAAAUGCUUUAUUAUUUAAAUAUUGAAAAACAUCUGGCUACAGACAAACAAUAUAACCCAAUUUGAAAUCAUAUGGGGGAGAGUUGUACAUGCAUUAGCAACAUUGGGUGUGGAUACAGUGUGAACAUGUGUGUCUGAACAAGUGUGAUGUCAUUAAUGUUUGUGGAAAUGUAUGUAAAUGUGAGUUGUCUAUUGUUUUUGUCUGUGUUUUUGUUUGUCAAAAAAGUCUCCUAUUGAACAAAAAAAUUCACGCAACAUGCCACAAUUUCAAAGGUUUACUGAGUUACAGUUCAUAUGAGGAAAACAGUCAAUUGAAAUAAAUUCAUUAGGCCCUGAUCUAUGGAUUUCACAUGACUAUAUACAGAUAUGCAUCUGUUGGUCACAGAUACUUGUGGUAAUGUAGUGUAUGUUGACGCCUGCUUGUCGAACAUCUCAUUCCAAAAUCAUGGGCAUUAAUAUGGAGUUGGUCCCCCCUUUGCUGCUAUAACGGCCUCCACUCUUCUGGGAAGGCUUUCCACUAGAUGUUGAAACUUUGCUGCGGGGACUUGCUUCCAUUCAGCCACGAGCAUUAGUGAGGUUGGGUACUGAUGUUGGGCGAUUAGGCCUGGCUCGCAGUCGGCUUUCCAAUUCAUCCAAAAGGUGUUCGAUGGAGUUGAGGUCAGGGCUCUGUGCAGGCCAUUCAAGUUCUUCCACACCGAUCUUGACAAACCAUUUCUGUAUGGACCUUGUUUUGUGCUACAUUGUUAUGCUGAAAUAGGAAAGGGCCUUCCCCAAACUGUUGCCACAAAGUUGAAAGCCCAGAAUCGUCUAGAAUGUCAUUGUAUGCUGUAGCGUUCAGAUUUCCCAUCACUGGAACUAAGGUGCCUAGCCUGAACCGUGAAAAACAGCCCCAGGAAUAAUGUUUCCUCCUCCACCAAUCUUUACAGUUGGCACUAUACAUUUGGGCAGGUAGCGUUCUCCUGGCAUCUGCCAAACCCAGAUUUGUCUGUCGGACUGCCAGAUGGUGAAGUGUGAUUUAUCCACUGCUCCAGAGUCCAAUGGCGGCGAGCUUUACACCACUCCAGCCGACGCUUGGCAUUCCGCAAGGUGAUCUUAGGCUUGUGUGCGCGGUUGCUUGGGCAUGGAAACCCAUAUCAUGAAGCUCCCGGCGAACAGUUCUUGUGCCGACGUUGCUUCCAGAGGCAGUUUGGAACUCUGUAGUGAGUGUUGCAACCUAGGACAGACAAUUUUUACGCCUUUCAGCACUCGGCGGCGGUCCCGUUCGGUGGGCUUGUGUGGCCUACAACUUCGCGGCUGAGCCGUUGUUGCUCCUAGACGUUUCCACUUCACAAUAACAGCACUUACAGUUGACCGGGGCAGCUCUAGCAGGGUAGAAUUCUGAUGAAUUUACUUGUUGGAAAGGUGGCAUCCUAUGACGGUGCCACGUUGAAAGUCACUGAGCUCUUCAGUAAGGCUAUUCUACUGCCAAUGUUUGUCUAUGGAGAUUGCAUGGCUGUGUGCUCGAUUUUAUACACCUGUCAGCAACGGGUGUGGCUGAAAUAGCCAAAUCCACUAAUUUGAAGGCGUGUCCACAUACCUUUGUGUGUAUGUAUUUUUUAAAGUACUUGUCGACAUUAUUGAUUGACACAUUUCCUGUGUGUUAAGAUAAGCUUCCUGUGCUGACCUACUGAGGGUUUUUCAUUCCAGUGCAUUCAGCUGCUGGCCAGUCAGAUGGACACUGUGGACCUGGGACAGCUGGACGAGACCGCCAUAAGGAGCAUCCGUCUGCUUCAGGUAUGGUCUUCACCAAUCACCAAAUAG
Coregonus sp. 'balchen' is the source of this 10528-nucleotide messenger RNA. Lineage: Eukaryota; Metazoa; Chordata; Actinopteri; Salmoniformes; Salmonidae. The record is from the annotation of a GenBank genome assembly.